CUGCAAGCGGAACAGCGUCGUCUGCCAUCAAGUGUGCACGCGCGCUCCCUCAAACGACCUGCACUUGACCAUCAACAGCAGUAAAAACAAACCAGCAGCUCCCUGCUAAGUUUUUGCAGAAGCCCCACUUUCUUGACUUGGGCCGGUAUCAUCGCUCAUCAUGGGCAAGGAGAAGGUCCACAUCAACAUCGUGGUGAUCGGCCACGUGGAUUCGGGCAAGUCCACCACCACGGGCCACCUCAUCUACAAGUGCGGCGGCAUCGACAAGCGGACCAUCGAGAAGUUUGAGAAGGAGGCUGCCGAGAUGGGGAAAGGGUCCUUCAAGUACGCCUGGGUGCUGGACAAGUUGAAGGCCGAGAGAGAACGCGGGAUCACUAUCGAUAUCUCGUUGUGGAAGUUCGAGACGACCAAGUAUUAUGUGACCAUCAUCGACGCUCCGGGACACAGGGACUUCAUCAAGAACAUGAUCACCGGGACCUCGCAGGCCGAUUGCGCUGUGUUGAUCGUGGCCGCCGGUGUGGGGGAGUUCGAGGCCGGCAUCUCCAAGAACGGGCAGACCCGCGAGCACGCCCUGUUAGCCUACACGCUCGGGGUGAAGCAACUCAUCGUGGGCAUCAACAAAAUGGACUCCACCGAGCCCAACUAUAGCCAAAAGCGCUAUGAAGAAAUUGUCAAGGAAGUCAGCACCUACAUCAAGAAGAUAGGCUACAAUCCCGACACCGUUCCUUUCGUGCCCAUCUCGGGCUGGAACGGCGACAACAUGCUUGAUGCCAGCCCCAAUAUGCAAUGGUUUAAGGGGUGGAAGAUUAACAGGAAGGAUGGCAACGCAUCGGGGACGACGCUGCUUGAAGCUCUGGACGCUAUUCAGCCACCCACCCGUCCAACGGACAAACCUCUCCGUCUCCCCCUUCAGGAUGUUUACAAGAUUGGAGGUAUUGGCACCGUUCCGGUAGGCCGAGUGGAAACGGGCAUCCUAAAGCCCGGCAUGGUGGUGACGUUCGCCCCCGUCAACAUAACCACCGAGGUGAAGUCGGUGGAGAUGCACCACGAGGCGCUCUCCGAGGCCCUGCCCGGUGACAAUGUCGGCUUCAAUGUCAAAAACGUGUCGGUGAAGGACAUCCGCCGCGGCAAUGUGGCCGGUGACAGCAAGAGUGAUCCGCCGCAGGAGGCUGCUAGCUUCACUGCUCAGGUCAUCAUCCUUAACCACCCAGGCCAGAUCAGUGCCGGAUACGCCCCAGUGUUGGACUGUCACACGGCUCACAUUGCCUGCAAGUUUGCCGAGCUCAAGGAAAAAAUUGACCGCCGCUCGGGUAAGAAGCUGGAGGACAAUCCCAAAACCCUCAAAUCUGGAGACGCGGCCAUCGUUGACAUGACUCCGGGCAAGCCCAUGUGUGUUGAGAGCUUCUCCGAGUACCCCCCACUGGGUCGCUUUGCAGUGCGCGACAUGCGGCAGACGGUGGCCGUGGGUGUCAUCAAGGCCGUGGAGAAGAAGGCCUCCACCGCUGGUAAAGUCACCAAGUCUGCCCAGAAGGCCCAGAGGAACAAAUGAAUGUUGUGCUACGCUGCCGACCCCAGGGUCUCCCAGGGCAGGAUAUCGGUCACCCAGCUCCAUCCCACGAUUGGCUGCUUCAACUUAAUAACCAAAGACUGGUUAAUCAACACAAUGCAUCGCAAAACCAUCCGAAGGAAAGAAGGUCAGCUGACUCCUAUUGGAUUACCGUGAGAAACAAUGUAGUAACACAAAGAGUAGUUUUAAGUGUUCAUUUCAUUUAUAGCAAUACCAUUCUGUGUUAGUUUUCAAUUCGAGGCACUAUUCCAAUCUAUCUUCUAUAGCCCUCGAGUACAGCUACUGUUAAACGUGGUGAAUGUUGUCCUUCCUUAGUGUCUGUUUUCCAGUUGGUUACAGAACUGCCCAGAACCGGCAGUUCAAUAGACUACUGUAUGUUCCUCCGAGUAGGUAGAACGUAGACUUUUGUUGUGGUGAAGCUUUAACCGGCAUUUAAAAACUAAAUGGCAUCGUGUGUCUUUUUCAAGGGGCUCCAAGUUGGCCUCCUGAUUAUUUAAGCACUUUCAUUGGCACUUUGCUAACUUUGCACAUGCACUGGAGAUGUUUGGAAAUUGACUAAGCUAUUGCACCUUACUGUAAGAUGGCACAAGACGCUUUGCGACAUUAAAUGUGAUUCCAUUCAA
Molecule: messenger RNA, 2190 nt
Organism: Syngnathus typhle (broad-nosed pipefish)
Lineage: Eukaryota; Metazoa; Chordata; Actinopteri; Syngnathiformes; Syngnathidae
Product: elongation factor 1-alpha 1
Exons: 8
Coding region: 161-1549 (462 amino acids)
Biological process (GO): translational elongation; translation
Molecular function (GO): GTP binding; translation elongation factor activity; GTPase activity
Source: RefSeq, a predicted model, not a curated record